This is a messenger RNA of Guillardia theta CCMP2712, 646 nucleotides long. RefSeq lists its product as hypothetical. The record is from RefSeq and is a predicted model, not a curated record. NCBI's taxonomy places the organism in Eukaryota, Cryptophyceae, Pyrenomonadales, Geminigeraceae. The annotation marks the transcript as partial. The transcript has a single exon.
AUUGCGCACGUAGACGUUCAUUCCCUUUAACAACUGCCAGACACUCACAUUCAGAUGUUUCUGCCGGAUUGGUAAGGAACAGUCUACCUCUAUGGAAGGCGGGGAUUCGGAGCAAGAGCGGAGGUGCAACUACGUAAGAAACUUCAACAUCGCAGUAUUGUACAGGUUAGAGUAGAGAAGACCGGCCUGAGCCCGACAUCUUCAAGCAUCCAGCCUUCAUCCUUCUUCUCGCAGGAUAAUGUGGUAGCCUUGGUACCCUUACGCGGGUUGGAAUUGUCAGCUUCCGAGCCUUCCUGACUUUCUUUGCAUCUGCUCCUCUUUCUGCAAAGUCCUUUCAACUCUUCGACUGGGAUGGCGGAACCGAGUUUUCUAAAGCAUGAGAGGGGAAGCUUGGAGGAAACUGGGGGAUCUGGACUCGCAGAAUUGAUGUCUGCAUUUCUUUGACUUAGCGCAACGAUCAGUUUCGGACCCUGCUUGUCUUCAUCAUCGUCGACUACCUCCACAACCCGAACUUCACUCCAGCAGGCUGUGUGAACAGUCAAUCGCUCAUGAGAACUGUAAAUGCACACGACGUACACGGGUGUAAAGCCUCGUCCAUUCUCAAAGAUCUCAUGUCAUUGCAAAGAAGCAUAUCGUCUUUCUGCGG